AUGCAGAAAGCAACAUACUACGACAACUCUGGACUCUUCGGAGGCUACGGUUACACCAAGGCUGACUCGUACAACUACGCGCACCAGUCAUACCCCGCGGCCAAUAUUGACGCAGACUACCAGGGCUCCGUUUGCCCCAUCCAGACCCCCGCUGUCCGGCCGCUGACCCUCAAAGAGGGCGAUUUAAAUGGGGACUGUAUGCAGCGGCAAAGCAGCAAUGGCAGCGGCAGUCAAAGCAACAACAACACAAACAGCAACAGCAGCAGUAGCAGCAGUAGCAGCAGCCAAGCGUCGAGUGUCGGGGAGCAGCAGCAGGCCGGAGCCCCGCUGCCACCAUCGCCCGGCUCCAAUGGCUCUGCGCCCCAGAAAAAGAAGCCUCCAUCAGGGAGCAGCAACGCGUCGCCAGCCCUGACCAAGCAGAUCUUUCCGUGGAUGAAGGAGACCAGGCAGAACGCCAAACAGAAGCAGAAUAACAACUGCCCCGCUGCAGGUAUGCUUCACAAUGCUCGCGAGGUGAGCGACGAAAAAAGCCCGACCGGGCCGGCGUCCAAGCGCGUCCGAACGGCGUACACCAGCGCGCAGCUGGUAGAGCUGGAGAAGGAGUUCCACUUCAACCGCUACCUCUGCCGCCCACGCAGAGUGGAGAUGGCCAACCUGCUGAACCUGACCGAGCGCCAGAUCAAGAUCUGGUUCCAGAACAGGAGAAUGAAGUACAAAAAGGACCAAAAGUCCAAGGGGAUCGCGCACUCCCCCCUGGGGCACUCCCCGGACCGAAGCCCGCCGCUUUCGGGCCCCAAUCACAUGGGCUACUCUGGCCAGCUGGGGAACUCGCUGGCCUACGACGCGCCGUCGCCGCCGCCCUUCGCCAAGCCCCAGCAGAACAUGUACGGCCUGGCCGCCUACACGGCGCCGCUGGGCGGCUGCAUCCCCCAGCAGAAGCGCUACCAGAACGCCGAGUACGAGCACCACGGCAUACAGAGCAAUGGCGCCACAUUCGCCAGCGCCAAUUUGCAGGGCAGCCCCGUAUACGUGGGGGGGAACUUUGUGGAUUCCAUGCCGGCGUCGGGUCCAGUCUUCAACCUGGGCCACCUUCCCCACCCGUCGUCCACCAGCGUGGACUACAGCUGCGCCGCCCAGAUCCCCGGCAACCACCACCACGGACCCUGUGACCCCCACCCCACCUACACGGACCUCACCUCGCACCAAGCCACUCAGGGAAGGAUUCAGGAAGCGCCUAAACUCACGCACUUGUAA
Molecule: messenger RNA, 1254 nt
Organism: Nerophis lumbriciformis (worm pipefish)
Lineage: Eukaryota; Metazoa; Chordata; Actinopteri; Syngnathiformes; Syngnathidae
Source: RefSeq, a predicted model, not a curated record